This is a messenger RNA of Schistocerca nitens (vagrant locust), 583 nucleotides long. Its product is annotated as neuropeptide Y receptor type 1-like. Gene Ontology annotation, biological process: G protein-coupled receptor signaling pathway. Gene Ontology annotation, cellular component: membrane. Gene Ontology annotation, molecular function: neuropeptide Y receptor activity. The transcript is spliced from 4 exons. NCBI's taxonomy places the organism in Eukaryota, Metazoa, Arthropoda, Insecta, Orthoptera, Acrididae. The record is from RefSeq and is a predicted model, not a curated record. Bases 56 to 583 code for a protein of 175 amino acids.
CCGCGAGGCCUCUUCACCGCCGCCCCGGACACCGCCUCCGGCCGCUGCUGCGGCCAUGAACUGCUCUCUCAGCCUCAACUCUUGCUGGACGCACGAUGUGGUCGCCGCCAACGGAUCAGACUCCAGCCUGUACGACGUGCCGGCGGCUGUGGUGGCGCUGCUGUCCCUGUGCUACGGCUCCAUCUCGGUGCUGGCCGUGGUGGGAAACUCGCUCGUCAUGUGGAUCGUGGCCACCUCGCGCCGCAUGCAGAACGUCACCAACUGCUUCAUCGCCAACCUGGCGCUCGCCGACAUCGUCAUCGGCUUGUUCGCCAUACCUUUCCAGUUCCAGGCGGCGCUGCUGCAGCGCUGGAACCUGCCGCACUUCAUGUGCGCCUUCUGCCCCUUCGUGCAGGUGCUCAGCGUCAACGUCAGCAUCUUCACGCUCACCGCCAUCGCCAUCGACAGGCACCGCGCCAUCCUCAACCCGCUGAGUGUUAUAGUGUACUUCGUGCGGCACCCUGUCCAGCUCGCCCGCUUGCUGUGGGUUCUGGGUCUAGCCGCCUCUGGUCUGGGUCCAGUGGGCCCCCCUUCUGCUACUUGA